CCAUGGUGCAGGUCUCUCCGGGUCAGGGCUCCCUCUCGGGUCAGGUCUCUCUCUCGGGUCAGGGCUCCCUCUCGGGUCAGGUCUCUCUCUCGGUUCAGGUCUCUCUCUCGGUUCAGGUCUCUCUCACGGUUCAGGUCUCUCUCUUGAGUCAGGUCCCUCUCGGUUCAGGUCUCUAUCUAGGUUCAGGUCUCUCUCUCGGUUCAGGGCUCUCUUUGGGUCAGGUCUCUCUCUUGGGUCAGGUCUCUCUCUUGGGUCAGGUCUCUCUCAGGUCAGGUCUCUCUCUCGGGUCAGGUCUCUCUCAGGUCAGGUCUCUCUCUUGGGUCAGGUCUCUCUCUCGGGUCAGGUCUCUCUCUUGGGUCAGGUCUCUCUCUUGGGUCAGGUCUCUCUCUUGGGUCAGGUCUCACUCAGGUCAGGUCUCUCUCUUGGGUCAGGUCUCUCUCUCGGGUCAGGUCUCUCUCUCGGGUCAGGUCUCUCUCUCUUGGGUCAGGUCUCUCUCUCAGGUCAGGUCUCUCUCUCGGGUCAGGUCUCUCUCUCAGGUCAGGUCUCUCAGGUCAGGUCUCUCUCUCGGAUCAGGUUUCUCUCUGUGGUCAGGUCUCUCUCUCGGGUCAGGUCUCUCUCUUGGGUCAGGUCUCUCUCUCGGGUCAGGUCUCUCUCUUGGUUCAGGUCUCUCUCUCGGGUCAGGUCUCUAUCUCGGGUCAGGUCUCUCUCUCAGGUCAGGUCUCUCUCGGAUCAGGUCUCUCUCGGGUCAGGUCUCUCUCUCGGGUCAGGUCUCUCUCUCGGGUCAGGUCUCUCUCUCAGGUCAGGUCUCUCUCGGAUCAGGUCUCUCUCGGGUCAGGUCUCUCUCUGGGGUCAGGUCUCUCUCGGGUCAGGUCUCAUAUAACUGCAGUCUCUUCUCCUCUAGACGGGGACUCAUCUUCUUCUUAACAUAGUCUGGGGGAAGGACAGAAGGAGGGAGAGGAGAGGUGCGGAUUGGUUACCUACUCUCUCACACACAGGUUGGCACAAACACACCUGUCACAUGCCAGCCCCAUGUAUCAGGGAGCCCUCUCCCCUACAAUCUCCAGCACAAGGGGAGAUUUAUCCAAACCCAUGUACAGGCCUUUUCUGAUUGGUUGCUAUGGGAACCUGUAGGCCUCUUCCCCUUCAGGUGAGGGUAAAGACUGUAGUCAGGAUAUCGUAGUCCUCUGCGCUGCCGCACACGUCCUGGUGAAGCUUUAGAAACAUAUAAAGCGAACAGCAGCGACUCUUCCCUACAGACCACGGCGAGAUUUAUCAAAACCCGUCCAGUUGUCCAAUCAGCAACCAAUCACAUCGCAUCUUUCAUUUUUUAAAAGGCCUC
Molecule: messenger RNA, 1339 nt
Organism: Hyla sarda
Lineage: Eukaryota; Metazoa; Chordata; Amphibia; Anura; Hylidae
Exons: 3
Coding region: 3-929 (308 amino acids)
Source: RefSeq, a predicted model, not a curated record